AUGUCAGCCGCCAUUUCUCGAGCCCGUGUCCGGCCGGACAGAGCAUUGCACCAGCAUUGGGUCGACGACUGUGUGCAACAUGUCAGAGACACACACAGCAAUAAUGAUACGAAGCAUGGAAACAACACUCUUACAAGGAUACAGGCUCAGUCUAGGCAUUCUCCAGUCAAACUCAAUGGACGCGAUCGCUUCGAAAAGGCUGCGAAAAACAUGUUCAAGCUCAACAAAGCGCACAAGGUAUACUCGCUCGCCGCGUACUUCACCUUUCACGAACCAGCUACGAGCGCUUUGAUGUGGAAAUGUUCACUCAUGCACCACAUGAAGCAUAACGAUAGUUUAUUUAAGCGCAACUUCAUUAGCAUGCUGUCCAGUCCUCACUUGGUUGAACCAAGUUAUACGGAUUAUGUGGUCUGGCGUCACGCAAUUCAGCUCGGUCUCCAAGAUGACGGCUUCAUGCAAAAGCUGUAUGAAGCCUGUUGCACGCGGCAGUUGAGUGAAGGCCAUUGGAAAGAGUUUUACACGACAUGGCUCAUGGGCCUCAUGUCGACAGAGGCAGAUCAUGCUUUGCAAGUCUAUCUGUGGCAUCGCAAACUUCAGCGAGAUGGCCUUGGCACAGGCUCCAUUGACUGGCGACGGCUAUGCUACGCCAUGUGCACAUCUCACUCUCCAUCCAAGCUUAUCUAUGGCUUACAUAGUCUGCUGCGACAAGCGGGCGCGUCGCCACAUUUUUACAUGCCCGUCAUGGACUAUCUCGUCAGUCAGCGGCGAUUUGAAGAAGCGCAUCAAGCGCAUUUGUACUUCUUUGAGCAUGCCGACUUGCCAGAUUAUUCCGCGCAUUGUGAUGCGCUGCUUCGCUUCCACCUGCAGCAUUCCACGCCAGAUGUGGUACAAGCAUUCAUUCGACAGCUUGAGACUUUGCCUCAACCUCUUGCUCAAUCGACUCAACAGCUGAUCGCUGGCUUCCAUGCAGUCUCACAAGACUAUGGACAGCUCUCGACCAAGACUGACGAGGAUAACUAUUGGGCCGCUGCAUUGUUGGCUCUUGCAGAUGCCGGCAAUCCACUAGACCCAGUCCUGCGACGUAUGCAAAAGUUGGGCUGCUCGCUUGGUCCAGCAAGUCUCCAGGCAUGUUUGUUUGCUGCUAGGGAUCUGGAGCACGCCAAGAAGCUCAUUACAAAGAUGAUGGUGCAAGGCUUUCGGGUCACUGCGCGUGGCUACGCAAUCCUAGUACGCUUCAUUGCAAAGCACGGAGAUGGCCAAAAAGCACUCAAAAUUGUUCGAGCGUGCGUAGAGCGUGAUGCUCGCCUUGCAGAUGUCGAGGCCGUCUCAAAAGCAGACACUGAUUUUCUAUACCGCAACCUGAUUCUCGGUCUACUCGAAGGCCGACAUUUCCAUCAGCUUGAAACCAUGCAUCACGAUCUCGUCAACGGCGGGCAAGCAACCUCUGAUACAUGGAAUCUCCUGCUGCGCUCUCGAAUUGUCAAUUUUCACAUGGACGAUGCCCUUGCUGGCUUGGAAGAGAUGUCUAUCCAAAAUCUUGUUGUCGAGAAUGCCACUGCUGAAGAAUUCUCCAUGAGUCUAUUGCGAGUACGUCGCCCUGGCUCACUUCCCGAUGUCAUGGACAUGGCAGAUCGCCGACCCCAUCUCGUCGACAUUCGGCUGGCCAUCCAAGCAGUCAGCAAAUGCCUGCGUACAGGCGGUCGGGUACAGCCUGAGGCUUGGCGGGAAAUUUGCAAACGGCUUGGCAUGUAUGGCGAGUUCAAGACGCUGGGUACCGUUAUGGAUUGGUUAAUUUAUCAGUACGGCCAGCUCCAAGAUCCCAAUCGAAAGCGGUUCAUGCGGCCAACGCGAACGACGAGUCAAUUGUCGCCGACUCACAAGGAUGCGCUUUUGCAACGGCUACUGACGCAACGAGAUGUGGGCGCGACAGUCACGCGCGGGUUUUUGACGGGCAAGCCAGUUGAGGCGCUUGAAUUGCUCCUUCGCUGGAGCCAGCAUACACUCGUGGAUCCAGAAGUGGUACAAGCACGGAUAUCAGUCGGUAUUCGUGCACUCGCUCGCAAACCCACAUGCAGGAGCUAG
Protomyces lactucae-debilis is the source of this 2082-nucleotide messenger RNA. RefSeq lists its product as uncharacterized. The transcript is spliced from 2 exons. Lineage: Eukaryota; Fungi; Ascomycota; Taphrinomycetes; Taphrinales; Protomycetaceae. Bases 1 to 2082 code for a protein of 693 amino acids. The record is from RefSeq and is a predicted model, not a curated record. Gene Ontology annotation, molecular function: protein binding.